This is a messenger RNA of Sander lucioperca (pikeperch), 6104 nucleotides long. RefSeq names its product microtubule-associated protein 1S-like. The record is from RefSeq and is a predicted model, not a curated record. NCBI's taxonomy places the organism in Eukaryota, Metazoa, Chordata, Actinopteri, Perciformes, Percidae. Gene Ontology annotation, cellular component: synapse; neuronal cell body; microtubule associated complex. Gene Ontology annotation, biological process: microtubule cytoskeleton organization; regulation of microtubule depolymerization; axonogenesis. The transcript is spliced from 11 exons. The coding region runs from base 68 to 4144 and encodes 1358 amino acids. Gene Ontology annotation, molecular function: microtubule binding; actin binding.
UCGCUCUGUAAUAAAAGGCGCUGUCAGGCUUUUUCAAUGACAUCACACCCAAGUGCAAGUUUCCAACAUGGCGUCCAGCCGGCUGCCGGAGAGGGAGGUCCAGGAGGAGCCGAGGCGCGCUGCGACCGCAAACACUGACUUCUGCCUCCACAAAUACUCCCUGCUCAUCAUUAUAGGACGGACCGCUCACCUCAGACAUACGGGACACAUCAGCAGGGAGAUUGAACGAGGUAUUCGGUCAUGGGACGUCGACUUAAACUCCUGUAACCUAAUCCUCUAUCUCCAAGAAUUUCUCUCCCAUCAUACGGCAUCUUUCAAGGGUGCAGGGCAGAAGUGUCUGCGCUACAGUACCAGAGUGUUGGACACUCAGGUGCUGAUCAGUCCAUCUCAGGAACAGGUUCAUUCAGAGGUGUCUGCUUUGCUAUCCAGGGAAUCGGCCCAUAAGCUGUUGAUCUUGGCUGGCCAGAGCGUGGAGGAAAGUGGAGACCUGCUGUUUCACAGAGGACAGUUCUCACCACACCAGCUGAAACAAAUACUAACAGAGCAGUUCACAGAUCAGGAGAACUUAGCCUCCUCCGAACUCAGUCUGACCCUCAGCUGUCCCAACAUCGGCCAGUGGAGGAAGACUCUCUUGGGAAACCAGCAUCUGCAGAGUCCUUUCACGCUGCACAUCAAUCCCCCAGAGGUGCUGCCUGCCAUGGAGGCCCUGGGGGAAUUCACCUCCCUCAUCUCGGGUACCCUUUCCCCUCCAUCUCCCUUCGACCUCCUGCCUCCUCCCACCACCGUGGGUUUUCUCAAGCUGUCCCGCCCCUGCUGCUACGUGUUCCCCGCCGGGCGCGGUGACUGUGCCUUUUUUGCCGUUAACGGUUUUACAGUGCUGGUGAACGGCGGCUCCGACUCCCAGGCCUGUUUCUGGAAGCUGGUGCGCCACCUCGACCGAGUUGAUGCAGUUUUGUUGACGCACAUAGGGACAGAGAACCUCCCCGGGGUCAACGUCUUCCUGGAGAGGAAGGUAGCUGAGUUGGAGCUGAGCUCUGAUAGCAAAGAUGACUCGUCUAAGAGGCUCAUCUCCCCAGAGCUUGGAGUUGUGUUCUUUAACGCCCCCAGCAGGUUACAGGUGGAGGAACAUCCUUGUGGGGACAAUGUAUUGAAGAGCACACACCAGGCGGCCCUAACCCUACAGCUGUUAAAGAAGUUAGACAUCAGACCACAGCCAAUGUUUCGACCACAAGGAGUCCCCAUUGAGCCGCUAACCCUGUUCCAGAAGAUGGGAGUGGGACAGUUGGAGUUAUACAUCCUCAACCCCGGCAAAAACAGCCAGGAGUACCAAACAUUUAUGCAAAACUGGCCUGAUGCAUUGCCAUCAGAAUCCAAACCCCAAACUCUCCCUCUCACUGCCCUGGCCUCAGUGUCUGCCCUGCUAGUGUGGCACCCAGCGUGUCCCCAGGAGAAGGUGGUCAGGGUGCUGUUCCCUGGUGUUACCCCACAAACACAGCUGCUGCAGGGCCUGGAGAAGCUGAAGGGGCUGGCCUUCCUCCAGAAACCCACGGUGACCACCGGUGACCUGGAGAGGCUGGGGGAGGACAGAAAGACCAAGAGGACAGAGAGCCAGGACAGUGGCAGGUCACAAGGGAAGGAGUCAACACCCAAACAUGGAAAAGAUCGGGGAGUUAAAGAAGAUGGAAAAGAGGUACUGGUAAGGGAAAAAGGAAAAGUUUUGAAUGGGGUCGCUACAAGAGAUGCUGAUAAAACCAGAAUCAAAGAGAUACGUGUAAAGCAAAAAGGAGCAUCGUCAGAGAAGAAUACCUCAAAGAAGGGAGGAGGAAAGGAUGGGAAAAAGGAGGAGAAGCCUGGAAAUAAAGAGAACAGUGUUAUGAGGAACGAUCAGGGGAAAAAGAAUGUUCUCCUUUCCAAACCCAAGAAUGAAAAUAAAACUAAGCUCAAAAAGGAAGCAAAAAAUGACUCUAAAACAGGGGUGAAGAAAACAAGAAAACCACUAGGAAAGGAGGCACACAAUGGCAAGAAGGUAAAUGUAAACACUGAACUGUCAACAAAACCCAACACUGGGAGUGGGUUAGAAAUCCCAGAGCCAGAGCAGCAGAGUCAAAAACCAGAGAAAGAGACUGAAGAGAACCCCUGUGGCUCCAAAAUGUCCACCCCUGAGGAUAUGACAGACGAUUUUCUCAAGCUCCGGGAGGAAACCGAAAGAGGAGAGCCGCAGGUGGUGAAAACAGCAGAUAAAGGAAAGCAGAAAAGCAGUGAGUCAAGAAAUGAAAAGAGCCUUGGAGGCAUUAGCAAAGAAAAGAGUAAAGAAGGAGAUGAUACACUAGGGGAAGAAGCUGCAGGGAUAAUGGGAGGAAAGAGUGGUGAUAAUGGAGCGCAAGAUAAGGCUUGGGCUGGAGAGAAAGCUGAUGUAGACCUGCAGAAAGCGCCUAUAGACCAGCCUGGAAAUGCUGCCAAACCAGCAAAGGUUGUAGGAUUUUCAUCUCCCUUGAACAAUGCGCCAAAGAGCGAGCGCAACGAGCUAGACUUAACCCCGACCGAAUACACUCUCCUGGACGGAGCUUUGAGAAACAGCCCUCCCUCACGAUCCUCUCCAGACAACCCGGCCCAUGUCAGCCCUGACGAGCAGACGGUAGAGCCUGCCUCCCCUGAUUCAAGGCCCAACAGUGCAGGCCACACUCCUUACUGUCUGUCCCCGGAUGAUGUGUGGUGCAACAGGGUCACUCUCAGCAGUUUACAGGCCCAGAUGGGUAACUUCGAGUCAGCGGAUGUCAACCAGCCAAAUGGAUCAUCCAAGCAAAGUGAGGGGCAGCCCAAAAGCACUACAGAGAGUCACACAAACCCCAGAGAGAGGCAACUAAGUUUCCUUUCUUUGGGUACACUUAAAGAGGGAUCUUCAGACGCCUCUCCUUCUCUUGCUACCACCACCACCACCACUACUACACACUCCAUGCCAGCAGAGGUGAGCUCACCUCAGUCCACAGAAGUAGAUGAAUCACUGUCCAUGUCCUUGGAGCAGGGACCAACCACUGUGAGCCAGAGAGAGGGGGAUGACAGUGUUCAUAACUCCCACUCCAAUGGAGGCCAUUUUGCUGGGAUGUCUUUACCAAUGAAGAAGCCUCCCAGAUCCUUAGGGCCGGGCUCAGAGAUGGGGCGGCCUCCAGCUCCAAACACACUUAAUUUUGAGGUGUCAGCUCACGAUGUGGAUCUAUGUCUGGUUUCCCCCUGCGAGUUCAAGCAUCUCAAACAGCCUGACUCCAGCUCAGGUGCGAGUGAGCCCUCCAGAGGAGCCUUCACUCCACAUCAUCACGGCAACAACAACAACCCCAAGGACAUGUCACCCAGCGAGUCAAACGCCCCCGUCUGCACAGAGGACUGCCCGUCCACCACAGCAGAUGGAGGUCUGGACUCAGAUGAGGAUGAAUCGUGCAGUGAGCCGUCUAACUCUCCCCAUGAUCUCCGCUCUAGUCAGGCUCUGCCCCCGGACCCUCUCCCAGCCCCUUUCAGGGACAGCCCGCCCCUGCCCCCACAUCCUGACGCGUCCAUGCCCGUUCCUCAGUUGGACUCUGACGCUCGUGGGAAAAAAGCAAAAGCCAAUGGGACGCGAGGGAAAAAAACACCAGCGGUUACGGAGGGCUUACAAAAAUCAGGCUCAGGGAAAAGCAGGACAGGGAGCCAAAGUGGAGUGGUAAAGGGGUAUGUCUCUUCUACUCAUACGCCUUCCUCCAGCGCCCGCUCAGCACCAGCAAAAUCCUCACCCAAUCCAGGUUCUAAGUCUACCUCUGUUGGUGAAGUCAGUGUGUACGUGGACCUGGCCUAUAUUCCCUCUGGAGCCUCCUCUCCAACAGUCAGUGUGGACUUCUUCAGAUGCGUUCGCUCUUCCUGUUACAUCAUCAGUGGUGACAGUCCAGAGAAAGAAGAGCUAAUGAGGCAUACACUGGACGCACUACUGGAUGCCAAGUUAUCCUGGCCUGACACUAUGCAGGUGACAGUGAUCCCUACCUUUGAGUCGGUGCCGAUGCAGGAGUGGUACCAGCAGACCCUGGACAGACAGAAGGAGCUGGGCAUCACCGUGCUCGGAUCCAACAGCACUGUCGCCAUGCAGGACGAGACCUUUCCGGCCUGCAAGAUAGAGUUUUGAGGCGGACUUGGGGAUGCAGCGAUGGAAAAUGGAGGACCCAUGACCCUGUGUGAAACAGGAGAGGAGAUCACACUGGCUGCAAGAGAAGCAUAUCCGGCUGCAAACAUGUGUGGAUCCACAUAAAAGCUUUUUUUGUAGAUUAGUCAAUAGCGUUAGCAUACAUGGGGUUAAAGGCACUAUGUGUAGGCUUGUAUUCUUAAUGCAUUCAGCCCUGAAGUGUGCAGUAGUGUGUGCUAAGACUAAGGGCCCAUUUUGCUGUUUUUAUUGCAACAUUUAGGCUACCAGUUGGCGUAACUACUCCAGAUACUCCCAAAUGGCAAGAGUGUGCAAACUUGAAAUGAUGUCUUACAUUGUACCUUUAAUGAAAUCACAUUCACAGUGAGUGGUCAGGUGUGUGUUGUAUGCACUGUACGCAGACAUGAGAUGAGCCGUGCUGUGUGUUGUACCUGCUUUUUAAAAAGAGUAUUGAGCCACUGUGGCUUCACUGUUGACCUUGAGAUCUCUGCCGAGCAAAUGGAGCAGAUGCGAUGUAUCUGAUGUUGAGUGAUAAUCUGAGAUUAUUAAAUCUGAGUGUACAAAAACAAAUCUGUCAACGGGGAUUACCAGAUUAAAUGUAAUAGCAUUACAGCAAUCUCAUUAAGGAUGGUCCUGUCAUUGUAAUCCAUUACAAGUGCUUAAAGUCAUGCUAAUGAGGAAUCAGACAGCAACUGCUUUUGUAGUAAUAGAUGUUCACUUGUUAUCUUACUAAAAAAACAUUAAAAGUGAUGACAUGUAUUUUGAUUGUAUGAUAUGAUGGAUAUGACCGUACAGUUUAUUGUAGACAAAUAUUUUGCACAGCAUAAAAUCAUGGUCUAGUCACAGUGAGUGUAAUAACAGCUUUCCACAUUGUAAUUUGCAAAUACAAAUAAUUUAAAGUUUUAUUUAUAUUUGGAACAAAGUAAUCCUAAAUCACACUCCUGAAUUGCUGUAAUAAAAUUGACUACAUUACAUAAUAACACUUUUUUUUUAUGGAUCCAUAAUGUCUUAAUUUGCUAUACUACCCAUUUUACUGCUACAUUUUCCAAUAAUAAAAAAAAAACAAUGAUCUGGUUAGAAUGGAAAUAUACUACUGCUUACAACUAACUAUCUCAACUCCUUCUUCUUGUAAUUAGCGCCAAAUUACACAUAUUUCUCAGAGACUACGCAGGGAAUUAUGAGGAUGUUACAGAUCUGUAAAAUAAAGCAUACACAUGUAAUGUAAUGGAUUACAUUGUAAUCUCUCCAGACCUGUCUGUCCACUGUUUUCCUUUUUAUUUCCCUUUGUCCCAGUCUGCAUGUCCAAGAACAGAUGUCAUAUUCUGGUUAGUCUCGCUUUGCCAGGAAUCACGACUUUCUCAGUUCAUAUAAUGUGGCAAACAGUUUCCUCAAUACCAAAGCAUGAGAUAACAAAGACACCCCCAACCAUUUCCCGCUCUGUCUGAAUGUUGGCUCCAAAUACAGAAAAAAAAUGUAUUCAGUAUCUCUGAAUUAUCUGGUAUACAGUUUAUAAUUAUACAAAUGCAUGGUUGAACUUUUAUCAUGGGCUUGUACUGUCCUUGAAAUUUGUUUUGAUUUUGUGCAAUCAUAUUUCUUUUUAUCACACUUUUCUGCAAAAGACUGGCAGAUUAAAUUAUGUAUUGGCAUCGGAGGGUUGAACUAAAUCUGUAAUCAUGGGCGACAAUUACUUGAACCCCACUGUAGCAAAGUGAAUAGUAACUAUGUGUAUGUGUCCCGCAUGUAUAAAAUAGUGUAUAUACUGUACGUUGUUUCAUUCAUGAUAUUCAUGAGGACAGAGAGCACUGUGGAAGAGCGGCAUGGUGGGAUGAACAUUGAGAACCUUUUGCUUUGUAAUUGUCUGUAAGUACAUACAGUAACAAUGUCAAAAUGUGUGGGUUGUUGGGCCGGGACUAAUGUAUGAAUAAAGAAUGUGCAUCACCACUCA